CACCCUGUCAGGCGUGUGUAUUCCGCGUGUGGCCUUUGGCAACAGGCGUCAGACGCCGGAGAUCACGAGCGCCGUAUAUGAAACUGUUGUUUUUCCCCAUAUAAGUGCGGUAGACUCUGCUGGAGAGGCAACAGAGUAUCAUAAUAUGGAGCCAAGCAGGAGAACACACGUACCUUCAGAUACGACAAAUGAAACUCCAAAUAACAACAUGGAAGCAAAAUUGAUACCUGACAAUGAAGGUGAUGUUCGUGUUGGAAGUCCCGUGAUCAACAGUGACCACUACUUGGACCUGGUAAAUGCGAACACCCGGCUACAGAGCCAGGUGGAAGUCCUGUCGAACAAUGCAUCUAUGUUUUUAAAAGAACGAGCGGAGCUACAAUCCCGUCUGGCACAAUUGGAAGCCCGAAACCGUGCUUUUGACGCAUCUCUGCACUCUGUCAUUAGUGCCCGCGACGAAGCUGUGGCUGAAUUAUCGCAGUUCAGAAGCCAUUUGCGCCCCACGGAGACAAGACUGCAGCAGCUGGAAUGGGAGCUGCAGAUGAAAUCUCGCGACUGUGAUAUGAAAGAUCGCAAGCUAGAUCACGCACAGCAGUUAACGGAAGAGUUUCGCAAAAAAGCCUGCGAACUGGAAGUGGAACGUGAUGAACAGGAAGGAGUGGUGGCCGCGCUGAAAAAUAAGAUCUCCGCCUUCCAGGUGCAGCUGGAGGAUGCCAGGCAAGAAAAGUUACGCUCCACAGACCCAUCGCCCCGGUUGAACUCAGUGAUGGUGGAGCGGGAUUCCCUUGCUGAACAAUUAUCCAAAACGAAGAAAGAUCAGCUGCAAUUACGCACCGAUCUACAGCGUCUUGUUGAUGAACGGCUGGAAGAUCGGCUUAAAAUGGAUGUUGUGAGGAAGGAGAAUGCGACAUUGUCGCAAAAGAUAUCCGAUCUGCAGCACACUGCGCUCAAAGAGAAGACGAACUUUCUAAAACAGCUGGAAAAAGUCGAAAAUGAACAACGUCAUCGAGAAGUGGAGUUUCUGCGGCAGAAUAUCGAGCGGGCCGGGAUGAAGGGUUCGAACGGUUCGAAAGUGCUGUCGGAAGGAGAAUGGAAACGAAUAUCUGAGCUGGUGGCACGCACCGAUGUCCUGGAAGUGGAACUGACGUCAGCGCGAAGUGAAGUGCAGAGUCUGCGUGAGACGAUGUUAACGGUGGAGCAUGAGCGGAAAGAGUUUAGUCGACGCAUCGUGGUAGCGGAUAAAAGUCUACAGGAAAGAGAUUCCACCAUUGAAUUUCUUACGGGUCGACUGGAAGCGGUGAAUGCGCGGAUGAAGGAAGUUAUGGACCGACAAACUACAUUUGAUGAAACGCAAGAACGCAUCAAGUUAUUCGGUGUUGAAAUUACGGAACUGCGGUCAAGUAAAGCUACUUUACUGCAGCAGCAAGAAACGGUGAUGGAGAAGGCGCGAAAAUCUCAAGAACUAUUAAUGGCUGCUCAACGUGAAACGAAGGAAACUCAAGCAGAAAUGAAUAGAAUCAAAAACGAGUUGACAGCGGUUUCUACGGAGCUGUCAUUGGCAAAUUCACAAAUCACUGAGAUGACCGAAAGGGAGAACAUUUUAGCGAAAGAAAAAGAGAUGUUGUUGCAGGUAAGGAACCGCCAUCAGUUGGAGCUGUCGGCGUUAUCUGUGAAAGUGGCUGAAGUGGACAACCUGCAGAGGGAUUUGUCACUUGCACGGGAACAGGAAAAUAUUUGGAAACAGCACGCGGUAGCAUGGCAGGGCUACAGCGAGCAGCUUGCGAUAAAACCUGCUGUUUCCGAAAAGCAGAGCCAAACAGAUGCCGAAAGAGUGGCGGACGGAGUGAUUUUGAGGAUAGCAGAACUUGAAUCGGAAGUGAAAGCGAAAGAAGAUUCGGAAGCAUUACUACAUGGGGUUGUGGAAGAACACAAGAAACGGUUGACUGAGUUUGAGAACCGACUGGACGAAAUGGAAGUGGAAAAAACAACACGGGAUGUUGGAGUGGCUGAACUGGAAGCGGAAUUGAGUAUCCUUAGAAGUACUCUGGAAGAACAGAAGCAUGUUGCUGUACAACACCUGGAUACCAUUUCUCUGUUGACCAACCAGUGCAGUUCCUUAGAAAAGGAAGCCGAAUCGCAACUCCAAGCACGAGAAGCGCUGCAGGCUGAAUUUCAAACAUUGCAAAUACAUUUGGACACGGUCGAAAAGGAAAUCUCCAGCAGCCAUGAGACGAACGCCAGUGUGUCCGCUUCACUGAGCACCGCGAUUCAGCAGGACGAAGAACUGGCAAAGAGUCAGCAGCUGGAAACCUUGCGACUACAGCUGUUAUCAGCGGCAGCUGAAAAUCAGCAUCUCCAAGAACAACUAGAUGGAUUGCGUGGGUUAGCAACUCCACCAAACUUCUCUGUCGAUCCAACCGUUGUCGUUGUCCUAGAGCAGAAAAUUCUGAUAAUGGAAUCUGAGCGUAAGACACUGGAACAGAAAUUCGAGGCUUAUGUGGCCGAAAUGGAAACGUCCGCUGCUCAGCGAGAUGAACAGUGGCGGCUGUACUACUGCAGUCAGCAGGACACGUUGGAACAGCGUAUUGCGGUGUUGACGGAAGAAAAUGGAAAAUUAACGAAAGAAAUUCAAAAAUUGAGCGACAAUAUUCAAAAAGAUGCGUCCAGUAAUCCUCUGUCAAUUUUGGCAGGCGAAGGGGUUUCUAGUGAAGAUUAUUCUGCGUUGUUAGCGGAAAAAAUCAGUGUGGAAGAAGAGCUGGUGUGGUUGCGAGAAAAAGUUGCGUUUUUGGAAGCAGAAUUUAGUCUUGCACGGAAUGCUAUCCAAAUGCAGCCUAGCGCAAUUUUGCCAGUCAGUGACAUUAGCGAGCAUCCUCAAAACGAUCAUAACCCAGAGAAAAAAAGGAUUGUAAUACUGGAACAGCAGCUGCAGGAAUUCAUUACUACCACAAAACAAAAGGCUGAUGAAUAUUCCGCUGUUGUCGCCGCCAACGCGUUACUUCAGCGUCGUCUGCAAGAAUUCGAAGAGUAUGUCCGCGAUUUAGAUGCAAAACGGCAGACGGAUGACCAGAAAGUAUUUGAAACGUUGCAGCAGCAAUCUAGUAUAGUCAGCGAACUGAAUCUUUUGCGAGAAAAGUACAGAUUAAGCGAAGAGGAACGCGUUAGCCUGCUACAGCAAAUGAAUGAUGCUACGUUAACCGCGUCGCCCAUGCUUCACGACAAUGUAAAGCAACAGCUUGAAAAGCGAAUUGAAACACUGGAGGCUGAUGUGCGGAAUUUUAGCGUUGCGACGUCCGAAUGGCAAGAAAAGUAUUUUAAUUUGCAGAAUUUAUUGGAAAGUGGCAGUCCAGCAACACCAUCAAGUAGCACUGCUCUUUCGCCUCUACCAGAGAACGGAGUACAGGAUUCUGAUCUGAUCAAAUCGUCGGUGCCAAAGGCAAAGAAGGAUCUUAAACAACGGAUUGCUAAACUGCGAAAACAAGGCGAAAUGAAAAAGGGUCACAUGGAGACGAUCCCCGACGUGGUCAGUGUGGUUCCCGAUGAUACAUCGGCGGCAGUCGGUGAUGAAGCACCUAUGCCGGCGCUGAUUGCAUCCCUGGAGGACGAGAAAUUAGCUCUGCAGACGCGCGUGAGAUCCCUGGAAGACGCCUUAAUGAAAGCGCAUGAUGAAUGUGCCGUUAUGUCUUCAUCGUUUUCCACAUUGCAACAGCAGUUUACCCAGAUGCAAAGCGAAGGCAAAGCGGUGCUGGAAUACUCGAAUACAUCUUCACCCGCCCCUUCUGUGACGGAGGAAAGCGUUGACUGGAGCGGCAAAAAUCCCAGAGGGAAAAUAGAUCUCAAGCAGCGUAUCUCAAAACUUCGGGAUUUAAAAAAGCAGAAGCAGGUUGAUGUGGUCGCUGUGGAAUAUUUGCAGCAGAGGGAACCUCUCUCGGUCGAUUCGGAAAGAGAGCAGGAACGGAAGAAUUUCGAUUACGUUAUCGAAAACCUCACCCGGUUGAACGAUAGUCUGACUGAUCGGUUAGCCAAACUGGAAGACAAAAAUGCCGCGUUAGAAGAUCAACUGGCUGCUGUGCGUUCCACAGCAAGUGACAGAACUGCUAUUCUUGAGGGCAGUUUAGCGAAAGCUGAAGAAAAAUACGCGACUGUGCAGUCGCAAUAUUCGGCGCUGCAGAAAGAACAUGGCGACUACAUUGCACAGCUUUCUAGUGACCUGCUUGCUCGUGAUGAGCAGUGGAAUAAGUUCAUGGCGGACGAAAAAUCGGAACACAAAAUGGCUGUUGAUCAGUUACAGCUCAUGAACAGCGCAUUGUUAGAACAGAUUUCGAAUUUGGAGAACGAGAGCAGACGGCUCGUAGAUCUGGCUGCAGAAACCGGGAACAGCGGGAAAACGCGCCUGGAAGCCAGUGUCCAACAUGAAGUAGCUUUGACAACCGAAAGCAACAGAACUGCUGACCUGGAACGCAAGUUGCUGGAGGCGUCGCAGAAGUGUGCCAAAACGGAGCUGGAUUACUCGAUGUUGCAGAAGGAGUACGAUAAUUAUGUUGCCCAGGCCACUGGCGACGUAGUUUCUCGAGACGAACAUUGGAAUAAAUUUGUAUCGGAUCAGAAAUCCGAAUAUGAACGUAUUCUUCACGAUAUGUACGAAAAGAGCGGUGCUCUUUCCGAACAGAUCGCGCGCUUGGAGGUGGAAAAUAAUCACCUGAGAGAGCAGGUUUCAAAAAACAUUGAAACAGUAAACGCAAAUGAGACAUCAGCCAGUCUUGAGAUGAGUGCUGCAACACAGCGAUUGGAGUUUUUGGAAGUGGAGAGAGUGCAGUUUUUGAAGGACAUUGAGGUUUUGCAGCAGACUAUGGCUAUGCAGCAGAAUUAUUCGGUAACCGGCGAAGCGGAACUAGUACAGCUGCGGCACAACCUGACCAAUUUGCAGGAUGAGAACAACGUACUGGAAGGUCAACUGGAAGCUCUGCGAGCCUACAUUCAAGCGCGGGAAGAAAGCAUUGGGCAUGAUUCCGAAAUAAGAAAUAGGGAAAGUGCGUUACUGGCAUCACAGCUAAAGGAGGCUGUGCAACAUGCUGAAUCUUUGGAAUCCGAGCGAACAAAAUUGCUGAGUGAUUUUGAAUCAUUGCAGCAUACUGUCGAUAUGCACCAGAGCUCAGCCGUUUCUGUCGCCCAGACAAACGAAGCAGCCGUUCUCGAAGUCGAGCACCUGAGACGGAAAUUAACGGAUACGAUACAACAGAACACCUUGUUGGCGGAGGAGCUGGAAAAAAUGAAAGUGCAGCUGAAAGAACACGAAGAGCACGCCGCUGUAACUGAUCAGCAAAUCGGUCAGUGGGAAGCAUAUAUUUCCGAACAGGAUCGCACGAAUGAAUUAAAGGUCACCGAAGCGGUCAGACAGUUGACGAGUCAACUGGAAGAUGUACUUCGGAUUAAUUCGGAGAAUCAGUUGGACAAGCAGAAUUUCUUGGAGGUGAUUGCUAGUUUACAGAAGCAGUGCCAGGAACUGGAGAUUGAGCGGAGCCAGUUGAUAAACAGCCACGAAGAGAAGAUCACGGAAAUGAAUUCAAUCGUGCAGCAGCACGAUGAAGAAUGGAAGAAAUUUCUGUUGUCGCAGACCGAGGUGAUGGAACGAGAAAACACACGGUUGACAGAGGAAAUGGCCAGCUUUAAAGCACAGCUGGAUAAUUUAUCGGCUUUACAAGAGCGCUGCGAUGCACUUGAGAACUCACUAAAUGUGGCCAAUCAGACUGAAACUGAUGUGCGCUCUCAGCUGCAUACAUCCCAGUCGGAAAUAUUGGAAAUGAAAGAAGCAUAUUCGGCUCACGUUGAAGCCAUGAAUAAGUCGGUUGCGCAGCACAACCAGGAAUACCAGGAUUAUAUAGCACUGCAAAACACGCGUUUUGAAGAAGAAAAACAGAAAUUGUCGGCUGAAAUUGUCGAGCUGCAAGCAUACGUGGCAGUGCUGAACAGUCAGAUGAAUACUGACGGCUCCGGCAGGGAAAGAACAGAAAUAUCAACAGUAGUUGAAGCGAUGGAUGAUCGGGAAAGUGAACAUCUCCGGGCGGAAAAUGACAGACUGAUGAAAGAAGUCAUUGCACUGUCGGAACGUUUGGCUGCUGCAACUCAAAACUCCAAGGAAAACCAGCAGCUUGUGGACGCCGUUCCCUCACUUGCGAAUACUCGCGCUGUCCGACAACAGUCACCCGUGGCUUUUACCAGCAUGCAUUUGCAGCCGACCGUGCAGUCGAAAUUCGCCGUAAACUUUGACCCGUCCCCUUCAAUAUUCGACGAAAUCUUCGUACGGGACAGCGGAGCUGCAAAUAACGCAGGGGAUUUUGCGAGACAGUUUUCGGAUGUUCCUGCUUCCGAUGCCAUUCAAGCGACCAGACUAGAAGAUGCCGAAAUGACGAAUCGACUAAGUGAGCUGACAAGACAGUUAACGGAAUCCAGUACACGGAUCACUCAACUGGAAGAAAAACUGCAAAAAUCUGCCGCCGAUGAAAUCAACUUCCAAAAUAUUUCUAAUACUGUGCGCCAGCUGGAGUUCGACCUGCACCAAACGAAAUCUGAAAUGGCGCAUGUGCAACAAGGAAAAGAUGAUCUUGAGUCUAAAAUCGAAAUUUUGGAAGCCGAACUCUUCAGGUUUCGGAAAACAGCAGAAAGUCAAGUUCAGUCUACUGAAGACGCAACACAGUCGGAGGUACAACGAUUAUCCUCUGAACUCCAGCUAGCAGAAUGUAAAGUAGCCCUACUUGACGUGGAAAUAUCCCGAUUGGAAAAACUGCUGCACGAGAAAGAUACUGAAAGAGCGGUUGAGCUGGCGGCCAUGUCCGACCAACUGGCUGCGAACAGAGCCGAAUAUGAAAUCCAGGUUCAUCAGUUCCAGCAGGAGUGGGAAAGCUAUUUCUCCGAGCGCACCUCCUCAUUGGAAACGGAAAAUGCCGCUUUGAAAAAGCAGAUGGCGGACUUGAUUUCUACUGCGUCAAACCGACAAUACACCGAAACGGAACAGUCGUGUCAGACCGAAACAGUGGGCCAUGGUGGCACAGAUGUGUGGAAUAACUUCGCGGCAGAUGUUAAUAAUUUACCACUGAAUAUGGAAUCGCCGUCAUCGGAAUAUGCCCAAACCAUGGACAUCUUCGAACGGACCAUCGAAGAACUGACCAAGCAACCGGCGGGGUGCAUUGCGUGUGAUCGCCUGGCCGAGCAACUGAAAGCCACGGAAACGCAGUUGGACGCCUUAUCUAGUGAGAUUGAGAAACUUCACCAGCAGUCGGCGUCGGACUCGGCAUUAUCCCACGAGAAUGAUUGUUUACGGGAGAAAAUACUAGCGUAUGAGGAGUUGUUAAGCGGCGGAGAAAAUGGCGAAGUCGUAAAGGACCUUGCAACUGACGAUUUCGAGGAUGUUAUCGGGUUAAAGGAAGAUCGAAUGCGUCUGCAGGUGGAGCUGUUGGCCGUGCAGGAAGAACUGGAAAUGCUGCGAAAUAAUUCAGAUGUGGGCUUGACCUUUCCGCCGCUCCGCGAUGUUCCAGAAAAGAUUUCCGUUGACGCGACAACACAGAAGGACUGGGAUAUCCGGGUUGCGGAGUCACAAACGGAUGCGGUUGAGAGUGGGGAGGAUAUGCGACUGACAAUACAGAAUUGGAUUGAUUACGCUGGACAGCUGGAGUCACAGUGUAGUGACCUUUCCGUGAACAUUGCAUCACUGGAACAACAGAAAAUUGUUUACGAAAGGGAAUGCUCUGAAGAAAUUAACCGGCAAGUGAAGGAACAGGCAUUCUUGUUAUCGGAGCAAUUACGGAUAUCAGAAGAUGAGCGGGAAUAUUUUCGGCGUCAGCUGAUGAACCCGGAAGCCAUCGCUCGACAUGAAGUUCAGUGUCAGACGGAAAUCGAUGAUCAUGAUGAUGUGAUAAUUUAUCAAUCAACCAUCAGACAGUUAGAACAGCGCAUCGUUUCCGCGGAAGAGGAAAUCAUUCAGAGUAGAACAAUGUCGGAAGAGAUCGCAGCGAGCUGGGCAUCCAUGUACCAAGCGGCGCAGGAGGAAUUAGUCUUGCUUCGGAACGAAAUGGAUAAACCUAAGGACAAUGAAACGCUUGAUCGCAUGCAGAAUCUGACAGUGGAGUUACAAAAGGCUAGUGGGAAGAACUUGGCGCUGGAACAGCUGAAUUCUGCACUCCAGCAACAGAUAACAUUCACAGAAGCCCAGCUGAAUGAAAAAGAAUCGCAGUUUGCGAUAAAUAAACAAGAGCUAGAGGAAUCACGCAUCCAUUUGGUCCAGUUGAAAAUAAAAGUGGAAAUGGAGAAGGAAGGGCUGAUCGCGCGUGUGGAGUUUUUGGAAGGCGAAAUGGUCCGUAAGGAGGAAGUUGCUGCAGAGCUGCGCGACCAGAUUAUGUAUCUGCAACGUGAGGUUGAUGCCGGACGGCUGAAAAUUGAAGACCUUGAGCAUCAGGCAGAGAGUCGAAGUAAGAAGAUUGAAGAGAAACAAAGAAGGAUUCAAGAAUUGCGAGCUGAGAUAAAGCGGUUGCGGGAGGAGUUGAGUGGCUUGAAAAGUGCGUUGGAUGAGAUGGAUCAAAAGAGAAAGACGGUGGAGAUGGAAAACGCCGGGUUGCAUGUUCAGAAUGCCAAUUUGGAGCAGGAAAAUAAGAUUUUAUCCGAAGAAGUGGAGCGUCGACAAGUUCUUCAUGAUGCUUUCCGAACACGGGUUAGUCAAGAAGCAUCCCUGCUCGAUGAAGAAAUACAGGGACUACGCGAUCACCUUCAGACUCGCGAAUCUGAAUUCAGAGAGCUAGAAUUAAUUUUUAAUGAGACGAAACUGGAAAAAUCGGAUUUGGAGAAGCGUUUACGAGCAGAAAAGCGACGUAAUCGGAAUAGCUCGCUUUCUGUCCACAGCGAAUCCGAUAGUCGCACUGGUAAAUUAUCCCAGAACGGCGAAGCAUCAAACAAAAGUCCGUAUCACACAUUGUUGAGUCUCGUGGAAGGAUAUGAAUCUCCAAAAUCGUCGUCGACAUUAAAAUCGUGUAUGAACAAUUUGAAAUCGGAAAUCGAUGACCUUAAAGCCCAGAUGGACCUGCAUAUCCAAGUCGUCCGGAGCAAAAGUGAUAAUUUGGUGUGAAUGCGAUGGCCAUUGGGAGCGUCCCCAACUUCGCACUCCGUAUUAACGUGUCUGUUUCGUUUCGUUGUCAACCCUGGUCUUUCGUUUUUAAUAAAAACUUUUAAAACUUACCUUUUUUGUUAUUUCAGCCUUAUUAACCGGUGGAAUGGUUUUGUGGUUUACAGUCAUAUUGAUAUUCCUGGCUUUUACAAGGGCAUGUUUUAUGGAAGUUUACAGCUACCUAUGUACUUGUAACGGCGGUUUAGUUUUGUGAUGGCAGUUCUGAGAGAUUUAUACGGGCAUGUGUUUAAUUUGAAAUAAAAGUGCUACGUACAUAA
Molecule: messenger RNA, 9423 nt
Organism: Paramacrobiotus metropolitanus
Lineage: Eukaryota; Metazoa; Tardigrada; Eutardigrada; Parachela; Macrobiotidae
Product: golgin subfamily B member 1-like
Exons: 9
Coding region: 146-9106 (2986 amino acids)
Source: RefSeq, a predicted model, not a curated record